AUGGAUGAGAUACGGCUGUCCAUCACUAACAACAGACGGAUUAUGGACUCAAAUGUCAUGUUUUUCACCGAAACAUGGUGGAACAACAGCUGCACGGACAAUGCUAUCGAGUUAGCAGGACGCUACACACACCAAGCUGUCAGGCUAGCAGAUGACUCCGGCAAGACCAGAGGUGGAGAUAAUGGAGUCAAAUCUGGCGCCUGUGUAGAGCACUCAAAACCCAUGAAGGCUUCCAGGGCUCACGAUGCACUCCACAAGGAACUGCUCCUGGCACAUAAGAAGGGUUUGGCUCUGAGCAGCAGAUCAGAACUUCAGCAGGUGCUUGAGAGGAGGAAAAGGGAACAGAGUUACCAGGAUGAGGAUCAACAUAGUAGGACUCCUCUGGAGAAAGUCCUACUCAGACGUCAGCAGAAACAGCAUGAGAGAGAGAAAAAACAAGAUGAGGAGGUACGAGAGGAAUCCCAGCUGAUGGAGUUUGUUAGAGUCCGACAGAACUUAAGAAAGAUCCACGCCGUGGUCCAGGACAAGAAUGCAAACUCGUGAACUGUUAUUGAAAAAUAUGAAAAGAUUUAUUGUUUCAUUUCACUUUAUUCAAUGUCUGAUGUCCUUUACAUGUAAAAACA
Messenger RNA from Neolamprologus brichardi, 623 nucleotides. The record is from RefSeq and is a predicted model, not a curated record. NCBI's taxonomy places the organism in Eukaryota, Metazoa, Chordata, Actinopteri, Cichliformes, Cichlidae.